Hemicordylus capensis (graceful crag lizard) is the source of this 8178-nucleotide messenger RNA. RefSeq names its product calpain 15 (gene CAPN15). Gene Ontology annotation, molecular function: calcium-dependent cysteine-type endopeptidase activity. NCBI's taxonomy places the organism in Eukaryota, Metazoa, Chordata, Lepidosauria, Squamata, Cordylidae. The coding region runs from base 260 to 3721 and encodes 1153 amino acids. The record is from RefSeq and is a predicted model, not a curated record. Gene Ontology annotation, cellular component: cytoplasm. The transcript has 13 exons. Gene Ontology annotation, biological process: proteolysis.
ACGGCAGCGCGGGAUGGAGACCCAGGAGCCGCGCUGCUGCCGCUGGGGCGGAGGAGGCGGCAGCAGCAGCAGCAGCACCAGCCGCGGCGGCGGCGGAGGCGGGGAGGAGCAAGCCAUAGCCGGCCGGGAAGGGCCCGGCACCAGCCUCCUUUCCGCCAGCCCAUGCUGCCACUCCUCGCCCUCUCUGGCCACCUGCUUGUGCUCCUGGCUCGGACUUAACCUAGGAUAAGCCUCGGCCCAGCCAGGGUUGGGGGGAGCCAUGGGCAGCUCGGCCUCCUCGCUAGCCGCCGAGACGGAGUCGGACCAUGGCUUCUCUGGCCCUACCUACCCAGGGCACCUGGCUGCGAGUUGGUAUAGGAGUAGCCACAGUGGCCCCGUGUGGGAAAGUGCCCUGAUAACACGGCAGCAUCAGCACGUGAGUCACCGGGCACGAAGCCACACCCACUCCUCUGGCUCUAUGGCCGCUGUGCGGGAAUGGUCCUGCACCCGCUGCACGUUCCUGAACCCGGUGGGCCAGCGGCAGUGCUCCAUCUGCGAAGCCCCCCGCCAGAAGCCGGACCUCAACCACAUCCUGCGCCUCAGCGUGGAGGAGCAGAAGUGGGCCUGCGCCCGCUGCACCUUCCGCAACUUCCUGGGCAAGGAGACCUGCGAGGUGUGCGGCUUCACCCCCGAGCCGGGCCCCGGCGGCUCCCCGCUGCCCGUCAUCAACGGGGUCCUGCCCAAGCCCGGCGCCUUGGCGGAGCCCAAGGGGGGCGGCCCGGAGGAGGGGGCCCCCAAGGCGGCGGCGGCGGAGAGCGGCGGCGAGGACUCCGGGGGGAAGAGCCCCGAGCCGGCCGGGCCGGAGGAGGGCUGGGCCUGCCAGCGCUGCACCCUCCACAACACCCCCGUGGCCAACUCCUGCUCCGCCUGCGGCGGGCCCCGCAAGCUCUCGCUGCCCAAGAUCCCCCCCGAGGCGCUGGUCGUCCCUGAAGUCAUUGCCCCCGCCGGCUUCCCGAUGGCGCCCGCCACCCCUCAGCCCAGCGCCGCCCCGGAGAUCCCCGAGAGCCACGCCGUUGCCAACCCGGCCGCCGCCAUGGAGCCCGACAGCCAGAAGAUGCCCAGCUUCAGCCUCUUCUCCCCCGGCCUCCAGAACAACCCCGUGCCCCGCAGCCGCCGCGAGGUCCCGCCCCAGCUGCAGCCGCCGCCAGCGCCCGAGGCCUCCCAGCCGGCCUCCCCGCCGGCCCCCGUGCAGAAGGCCCUGCGCUUCCAGGAGCUGCUGGCCCCCAAGCGGCUGAGCGUGCUGGAGGAGGAGAUGGAGGUGAGCCCCCCGGCCUGGCAGUGCGGUGCCUGCUCCCUCCUCAACGCCGCCGGGGCCGGGGCCUGCGAGGCCUGCAGCACCCAGAAGGGCAGCGACACCAUCGACCUGGCGGGCGACUCGGUCCGCUUCACCCCCGGCGGCCCCUCCAGCCCGGACUUCACCACCUGGUCCUGCUCCAAGUGCACCCUCAAGAACCCGACAGCCGCCCAGCAGUGCCGGGUCUGCGGCUGCUCCAAGCUGCACGGCUUCCAGGAGCACAGCCUGCCGGGCGAGGCGGCCCCCCGCUGCCCCGAGUGCGGCUCCGAGAAGGGCGGCUGCGCCGCCUGCAGCGCCCGGGCCCCCUCGGCCCGCAAGGUGGCCCGCCUCUUCCCCUCGCAGCCCCCGCCCACCCCGGAGCGGCCCGGCCAUUGGCCCUGCCCCGCCUGCACCCUGCUGAACGAGCUGAAGGCCAAGCACUGCGUCGCCUGCCACACCCCGCAGGGCUACAUGGCGCAGCACAAGGGCGCCAAGCCCCUCCGGCGCCGCGAGAGCAUGCAUGUGGAGAAGCGGCGGCAGACGGACGAGGGGGAGGCCAAGGCCCUCUGGGAAAACAUCGUCUCCUUCUGCCAAGAGAACAAGGUCAACUUUGUGGACGACAGCUUUCCUCCGGGGCCCAAGUCGGUCGGCUUCCCAGAAGGGGACAGCGUCCAGCAGCGGGUGAAGCAGUGGCUGCGGCCCCACGAGAUCAACAGCAGCAUCUUCAAGGACCGCUCGGUCAAGUGGUCGGUCUUCCGGACGCCCCGGCCCUCCGACAUCCUUCAGGGCCUCCUGGGAAACUGCUGGUUCCUGAGCGCCCUGGCCGUGCUGGCCGAGAGGCCGGAGUUGGUGGAGCGGGUCAUGAUCACGCGGACCAUGUGCCUGGAGGGGGCCUACCAGGUGCGGCUCUGCAAAGAUGGCACCUGGACCACCGUGCUGGUGGAUGACAUGCUUCCCUGUGACGAGUGUGGCUACCUCCUCUUCUCCCAGGCCCAGCGGAAGCAGCUGUGGGUGGCCCUGAUCGAGAAGGCCCUGGCCAAGCUCCACGGCUCGUACUUUGCCCUCCAGGCGGGGCGCGCCAUCGAAGGCCUGGCCACGCUCACCGGCGCCCCCUGUGAGAGCCUGAUGCUGCAGGUCAGCUCCACUAACCCUCGCGAGGAUCCCAUUGACACUGACCUCAUCUGGGCCAAAAUGCUGAGUUCUAAGGAGGCUGGUUUCCUGAUGGGCGCAUCCUGCGGAGGUGGCAACAUGAAGGUGGACGACGCGGCCUACGAGAGCAUGGGACUCCGCCCGCGGCACGCCUACUCCGUAUUGGACGUACGAGACGUGCAGGGGUGCAGGCUGCUCCGGCUCCGCAAUCCCUGGGGCCGCUUCUCCUGGAACGGCAGCUGGUCUGACGAUUGGCCCCACUGGCCUGGAGUCCUGCGGCACGAGCUGAUGCCCCACGGGAGCAGCGAGGGGGUCUUCUGGAUGGAGUACAGCGACUUCAUCAGGUACUUCGACUCGGUGGACAUCUGCAAGCUCCAUGCGGACUGGCACGAGGUCCGCGUGCAGGGCACCUUCCCGAACAAGGCCAGCGGGCCGAUCACCGUCACCUCGCUGACCGUGCUGGAGCGGGCCGCCUUGGAGUUUGCUCUCUUCCAGGAAGGCAGCAGGCGCUCGGACUCAGUGGACAGCCACCUGCUGGACCUUUGCAUCAUGGUCUUCCGGGCGACCUUCACCAACGGCAACAGGCUAAGCCUGGGCCGGCUGAUGGCACACAGCAAGCGGGCGGUCAAGAAGUUCGUCAACUGUGACGUCAUGCUGGAGCCGGGCGAAUACGCCGUGGUGUGCUGCGCCUUCAACCACUGGAGCACCCUGGCGGCCGGCACCUCCAUGGGUCAAGCGCUCAGCCCCACUCCCAGCAGCGGAGGCCCGGCUGCCGACCUCUCCAGCUACAUCCUGGCCAUCUACAGCUCCCGCCUGGUGAUGGUGGAGCAGAUCGAGGCCCAUUCGACCACGCUGGCGGACGCCAUCAUCCUGCUCACGGAGAACAAGGGCGAGCGGCACGAGGGGCGCGAAGGGAUGACCUGCUACUACCUGACCCACGGCUGGGCGGGGCUCAUCGUGGUGGUGGAGAACCGACACCCCAAGUCCUACCUGCACGUCCAGUGCGACUGCACGGACAGCUUCAACGUGGUGUCGACGCGGGGCAGCCUGAAGACGCAGGACAGCGUGCCGCCCUUGCACAGGCAGGUGCUGGUGAUUCUGUCGCAGCUGGAGGGCAACGCCGGCUUCUCCAUCACGCACCGCCUGGCUCACCGCAAGGCCACCCAGGCCUUCCUGAACGACUGGAUGUCGACCAAGGGGACACACAACCCGCUCCUCACCCCCGAGGUGGCGGGGCUGCACGGGCCCCGCCCCCUAUGACGAAUGGCCCCGCCCUCCCUGCCGCUCUUCUGCUUCUGCCUUUUCCCCGGCCCCGUCUGCCUCGGGCGUAGCCCGAGCCGCCAUUACUGAGCUGCCGGAGUGGAGGAGGAGGAGGACGGACUGUCUGAAGCCAAGCGCCUUUCCUCCCACUUCCCCGGGGUCAGGCAGGGAGCUGCUCAGGUUCCCCUCCCUUGUCGUCGUCCCCCCCCCCACAGAUCAUGCACUUUAUCCAGAGCUGCUGUCAGGAUAGGCGAGCAAGGGAAUGUUCACAACCUGGAGAGGGGCGAGUCCCAGGCUCUGAUGCCCCCCGGAUGCCGGGCCCUGGGACUUGGCCCUCGCCACAGCCGACAGAAAUCCGACGGCUGCAGAAAAUAUACCUCUGGCCACCGUGUCUGUCUGUGUGUCUGCCUCGCCCUGCUGUUGGUCGUGUCGGCCGGGGGCUGCAAAGGGGUGGCGUCGCUGGGGCGGGGGGAGUGGGUGUUGCGCGCGCCCCCCCUCUGUCCCCUGGAAUUGCCGUGGGGAGGGGGCUGGCCCGCCGGAUGGAUCUCCUUGCCCUUCGAAGCGCAGAAUUGGCCAGGUGGUUAUGAAUAUUUGCCGGUGGGGCUGCAGAGAGAGAGACCCCCACCGAAAAGUCCAGUGUGUUAACACCGAUGUAGCUGGGCUUACCAACCACCACCACCCCAUCGCCGAUCGGUUGUUGACUGGAACACAACAAUAUCGAGGGAAGGGGUUGUGCAGCACUGCCGUCUCUGCCAUGUGGCCGCUCACCCUUGGCGAGCUGAAAUGCCUUCUAGGCGACUAGCGGGUGCCGAUGCUUGAGGAGUCGCCGCACCCCAUGGUGGGAGGAGGCUGGUGGGUCCAGUGUGAGGGCUGACCGCUUUAUAUGUCCUUUUCCCCUGUGCAGCUGGCUUAAGUGUGCACAAGUGUGGAGCUGCUGCAUCUGCGUGGGGCAGGGCUGGGGGCCUUCCUCUGCUUCUGCUGCUCCCCACCCCUGCCACGCCCCUCCAAAGGCCAGCAGCCCGGCCCAGGUGGAGGGAAGCAGGCGGGGACCAGCAUAGCAGGACUGUAGAAGCACACCUUCCGCAGCCAGCAGAGAGCCAUGUUGCCCCAUCCGGAGGGGCAGAGCGGGAGGCGUCUGCCCCUGGGGCUGAUCCCUGUAUUUAUCUUCUCUUUGGGGGGGGGAAGCUCUGUACAGGGGAUUGCCUGUGCGUAUCUCAGUGGGGAGGUGUGGGGCUUGGGGCAGAAGGGUGGGGCUGUGAGGAGGCAGCAGAGCUGAACGCAUUGUUUUGAAAAGUUUCGGGGGGGGCGUUCAGUGCACUUAGGGGCCCUUCAGCCAUGCAGUUCGGAGGUGUGUGCACCAUUCCUGCUCCUGGCAGUUGGUCCGCGGCCUGGGCGGACACGCACACUCUCACACUCUUGUGCUUUCCGUGCCGCCAGGUUUCGCACUCAUUUGGAAACUCCCGAGCAGUGUCCCCUGUAUGAGGGCUUCCCCGACCUUGCUGACUGCAACUCCCACAAUCCCCGGCUGUAGCUGGGGAUGCUGGGAGUUGUGGCCAGCCGCAUCCGGGAAGCCCCCAUUACCGGGAACCCCGCGGCCGGGCCCAAAAGUACCCCCGCCACGCGCAGUCAGGCUUUGCACUUCUGCCCUCCACCGAUUCCCCGCUGGGGUUGACCCCGAUUCCCCACCCUCCAAGCAGCAGUGGGCUUGGGCUGGGGACUGUGGGAGUUGUAGUCAACAGCCUCUGGGCAUCCCUAGCAGAGGGGAUCGACUGCUCUCCCCCUUCUGCUUUGGUGCCGGAUGCUCAGCCUCGGGGGGGGGAUGCCCCCCACCUCAAGGAGAGCAGCCUUCCGUUGGUUAGGGGUCUGUGGUGGACGCUCUACCCGGAAGCGCUCUGUAAGAAAGAGGCUGGUCUCUGUCUUGGCUCUUGAGGAAGCCAGUGAACGGAAGACUCCUCCCACCCAUCCCCGCCGGCGGUCUUGGCCCAAGUGCCGGCACGGGGCAAAGCAGAGGCUGCCGGGCAGAGCGGCUCUCCUCCUCCUUUCCCAGGCCCGCAGUGGAGGCAGGACUCGGGGACAGGGUAUUGGGGACAGGGUUUCUAGUCCACGCCGUGGGCUCAGGCACAGGGUAGCAGGGAAGGCACUUCCUUGCUCGGGCACAGGGUCGGAGGGGCAUGUCCUGGGGCGCCUCCGGGGUCUGGCCCCGGCCUGGUCUUCCCGGUUCCGUGGCUCGCGGGCGUGUCCAAGCCAGCACCUUAUAAACCCCGUGUGGCCAUGGGCCUGUAGAUCACUCCAGGUUGGACCGGCAAGUGGGGAAGCCAUCCCAGCUGCCCGGCUGGGGGAUCUGUGGCCCAUUUCAGGUGGGCUGCACCAAUCUCCGGGCCUCUUUUUCUGCUCCACCUUUUUGGAGAGGCGCGCGAUGGCCAUCUCUCGGCUUCUCCCGCAAGGCAGUUGUCAGGUUCCCUUUGUGGGUUCAGCCAUGGAGGUCGGGGAAAUGAGAAUUGCGCUGCAGUAGGACUCCAGCAUUGGAGGCUCUUGACAAACCAGAUCCCGCCAGGUACUGUAAAGAGACCGGGAUAACGUGGCUCGCUCUUACGUUGUGCUUCUAUUCAGUGGCGGCUUUCCGUUGAGAACUGGAAGGUCAGAGGGGCGUCUUUCCCUCCUAUUUCUCUGAUCUCAAGUCCAAAGUGGAUCCUUGUUUCACUGGAAUGCCCUUUCCUCAAGGGUGGAGGGUCCGUGCGGUGGUCAUGCUAUCGGCAAGGUGAACCGUUCCCCCGACCCCUCAAGCCACAUUUUAGGAGCAAAAACAUGGCAACCUUCCAAGUAGGUUACCCUGUUUUCUCCCCCCCCCCAAAACAGGGCUCCUGUGUCUUUGAAAGUGGCACCGCAGGCAGAAAUUCAACAGGUGGAGCUUAGCCCCUAAUAUGGAGGUGCAGUGAUGGAAUUCGUCAGGCCCUGCCUUUCCACAUGGCUUUGAAAGGCACAGGGGCCCUACCGGAGAAGCGUGGCCAACCUCCUUUCAAGGAGGUUGAACACUUGCACUAAUGUCCUCCUGUAAUGUCUUCUGGGAAAUGUAGUUGUGGGGUUUCAGAUAGGUGACCCCGAAAUACGCCACUGUGACCCAUGUGGAGGAAGUGAGGGUUGGGUGCUUCCUUUUUCCCUCCUGGAAUGCUCUUUCUGAAAGGAGUUGAACUGUGACUUCUGCGAGGUGUGUGUGAGGUGUGCCAGUCGCCUGAACUUGUCACAGAUCACGAGAUGUGAUUGGAACUCGAGCUCAUCUGCUGUGACCAUGCCUUUUUAAUUGGCCAGUCUAAGGCAGGGGUUUCCUGAAGUGGUUGGACUACAACUCCCAUUAUGCCAAAAGCCAUUGCAACUGGGGCUGAUGGGAGCUGUAGUCCAACAUCAUCUAGGAACCUCUUGUAGGGAAUGCCUACACUACAGACUCAAGCUGUUGUAACACUCCUUCCUUCUCCACUGGCACUGAGUACUCCAACAGGAUCCUCAGGAUCCUCGUCAAAUCACAAUUCCCAGGGUUCUUGGGGCGGGGGGGGGGGAGGAAUCAUGACCGUGAAACUGAUAUGAAACCACUCUGUAGUGCAAAUGUGCCCUCAUUCUUGGGAGGCAGAUGUGGCUGGAUAGGAGCACUGGGGAUCUCUGACAAGGUGGUGCUGGGAGCCCAAAGGCGGGCUGAAUGGGGCUGAGCUGAGGGCUAAAUUAGCAUUGCCAUGACCUUUUGGGGAAACAGGGCGGCAGUGCCAACGUCAUAUUUUGCUAGUAUAUUUCCACUUCCAUGCAAUCAGGUAGCAAUGGGCAGGAAGCUGGUUUUCUCCCCUUUUCAGUUUGCCCCGUCUCUUUGGGCUCUUCUGGACAGUGAUUUAGUGCAACUUGAGCAGGAAUUCCAGGAGAUGUAACAAGCCACCCACAUGACAAGCUGUGAACAAUCCAACUUUGAUUCUUCCUUUAAAAAGACAUGGCUUUCUCACGGCCCGUCAGCAGAUGGCGCUAAGAACUUGCUCAGUGUACUUGAACGUCAUGUGGACCUCUCAUUACAUCUCCUGUUGGAAUCUGUGCUGAAGUUAGAAUACAUCUCCAUCUGCGCACACCUCACCUGUCUUCUCUCUGUCUGCUUCCACCUUUCCCAGUUCAGCAACCCCAAACUGAGAUGUGGCUGAAUCCGUUUCUUCCUUUGUCUCUGUUCCACAGUGCCCAAAUGUCUCCUGUCUUUUUUUCUCCUUUUGAUGUUUUUUCUCUCUCUCUCUUUGUCUUUCCGUUCACUCUCUCUCCGAGCUGUGAAUAAUUUUUAACCAUGUAAAUAUUGUCCAGCUCUUAUGAAAACAUAGGAUAUUUUAUCAAUUGUAAAUCGAAUCUGUAAUCUGUCCCUGUAUAAUACGAAUUAUCCUAUGGGUGGUUUCAAACUCAGGUUCCAAAGGACCAAAUAAAACAAAAGUUUUGUUUUUUAA